Molecule: messenger RNA, 2415 nt
Organism: Cyprinus carpio (common carp)
Lineage: Eukaryota; Metazoa; Chordata; Actinopteri; Cypriniformes; Cyprinidae
Gene: mief2
Product: mitochondrial elongation factor 2
Exons: 5
Biological process (GO): mitochondrion organization; positive regulation of mitochondrial fission
Cellular component (GO): mitochondrial outer membrane
Source: RefSeq, a predicted model, not a curated record
GGAGAUACUGUAAUCUCAUUGGUCCAUAUGUACGUCAAUCCGCGGGCUAGUGACGUGUAAGGUGUUUGUUAUAGGGCAAGUGUGUUCAAGACAAAACUGCUCGAUUUGAUUCUCUGCUCUAAUGGCUCUGAAUUGACACUACCUUAUAAAGACACUCACAGAGGACGUGAUGUAUUAUUCGAGUAAAAGGCGAGGAGAAGAUGGAAUUGCUGCUGUCAUUGACUUCCUGUUGUCCAAUGCCCGGCUGGUGCUGGGGGUCGGCGGCGCUGCGGUGCUGGGCAUUGCCACACUGGCUGUGAAACGGCUGAUAGAACGUGCUGGUAGGCCUCCUGAUGAGAAGCCUGACAAGAAGAUGACGGACAGCUGGGAGGAGUUAAGCUUGGUCAGCGCCUCCCCCAAACUACUGCACAAGGGUAUAGAAGGAGUGGUCAUGAAACAGAUUGCUGCCGCAACCAAGAAAGGUACAUACGUGGGAAAUACCCUGGUUAGGAAGACAAAGCUUCUUGAUGCUAAAAGGCAAUUAAUUAAAAGUAACCCUUUUUAGGGUCUUAUUCUGCACAGUUCAUCAUGACGGUGACGUAUGGUUCUGUGUGUGCUGACGUUUGUGGAGCGUCUGCAGCAGUACUACAGAACACGAGUGUGUCUGUCAGCGGAGGAGGUGUCUGUCUCACAGCAGCGAGCGUUAGAAAUAGCCACAGAGAUCCAGGCCUUCCUGCACUCCAAACACCCAGACAUGCCACUGGGAGACAUGACGCUGGCGGGGUCACUGCUCGACGACCUGCAGGUGGUUAAAGCCGACCACACCUGUCUGAUCGUGCCCCUACAGUUGGAGUCCAGUCUGUGGACGCCUAUUGCCGGAGAGGACACAUUUUUGGGUCACCCUCAGUAUUGCAUGGUUCGGCGUGAAAACCUUGAGUACUUCCCGAGGGGGCGGAGCUACUGGGACCGACAUUUGCUGGGUGGAUACCUGUCAUCACGGCUCGUUUCUGAACAGCUAGGCAAGACGGUGAUGGAAUCGAUGAACUGGCCAUUGCUGACCGGAACCCUGGAGUGCGAGGUGCGACCAGUGCUUGGGUCUCCAGAGCUCAAAUUGGAGAUUCAAGGGUUAACCAAAAGCAGUUAUGACAGUGGAGAAAGCUUCUAUAUAACAGUGUUGCCAACAGUGCGCCUUGGCGAGAUGACGCUUACAGCACAACGAGAGAUCACCGGGUCAUUCGACUACGUCUGGUAUCAGAGUCUAUACACCAGCGAAACGGCUAGACUAGCAGCGCUUGACAAAGCAGACUCGGGGGUCAGAAGGAAGUGCCUAAAAACGCUGAAGGCGGUGUGCCGCAACUGUCCUUCACUACGCAAGCUCAACGGCAGCCAUCUUAGCAACGUCAUUCUACACAUGAGUGAAAAAGAAACAGAUUGGUCGGAAUCAGCGUUUGCUGAUAGGUUCCAGCAGGCCGUCACAGAGCUAAUUGGAUAUCUGGAAAUGGGAAUCUUGCCUAGUUACUUCAAACCUAAUGUCAGUUUGUUUCAGGGCUUUACUGAGGACGACAUUGAUGAGAUGGGCUUCAUGCUGUACUGUGCUGUAACUGAACCUGAGAUUCUACUGAUCUGAUCACUCUCUCUCCUACAUCUCCUAUACGCACAGAGCAGUACAUUUAUCAAAACAACUGGCGUUAAUGCACCUUCAAUCAAUGAAUGUACCAUUACAUAUCUUUUCUAUAAGGUUUCUGUUCACGGUCCCCUAUAUGUGUAUUUCCACUUACCUACUCCUUUAAGGGGAUUUUGAAGCUUCAUUUAACUAUGCAGCACUUACCUAGUCUGGAAUUUUGCUUGGAUGUAGAUUUUAAAGAAGUGAGAGAAGGAUUUCAUGGUUUAGACUUUUGUUAAUAGCCUUUUCUGAGUUCUGCGUAGACCAUGAGUAUAUGUUCUACUAUUUUGCUUUUUGGAGCAAUGGCAGUAAUCAUAGCUAAUGUAUUGAGCAAAUACUUGUUAUUAAGACAAUAAAGCAGUAAUGCAUUGAAUUUAUUGAAAAUAUUUUUCUAUACAUUUUUGUCAGUAUUUACAAAGUAGCAAAACUACAGUGUGUUUGAUCGGGGGAACUGUGCAUUGAGGGUUGUCUAAGCCUUCAUAAGUGUUGUUUUGCCCAUAUUCUAUUCUAUUCUAUUCUAUUCUAUGUGUUAAUACAAGCUUUAAUGGCUAAGAAAAGACAGAAGUAAUGAAACCAAAAGUUAAAAUGUAAAGCAGCUUUCCCUGUAUGCAUCUUAUGAUAACUUGCUAACAAGUUUGGUUAAAAAAAAUAGCAGAAACAAUAAAAAUAUUGGUAGGAUCAAAUUUCACACGGAUCCUACUCGUCAGACAUGAGUUCUUAUAUGAAUUCUUGCUAUUGGGAUGCGUGUCUGAAUAAAGAUUGUUCACAAUUUU